Prorocentrum cordatum is the source of this 624-nucleotide messenger RNA. The record is from the annotation of a GenBank genome assembly. Lineage: Eukaryota; Dinophyceae; Prorocentrales; Prorocentraceae.
CCUCGCCAGGGCGCGUGCGCGCAUUGGCUCAAGGGCGGCGUGGGCGUUCCGAGGCGCGCCGCUGUGCUCUCGGAACGUUUGCGUGCGGCAGGCCCCCCGCCGCAUGGCCGCGCCGCUCCCGGCCGGCGCUCUCGCGCAGGACCGACGCCCGGCCGGAGCCCGAAGUCCCCGCGCAGGCGGGGCGGGCCGUCAGGCAGCAGGGGCUCCUCCGCGGCCUGGGGCUGGCGGUGCGCUCGCUCUGCCGGCCGGCGCAGGACCAGAGCAUGGCAACAGCAGCCCGCUCUUGAGGCGCAUGGUCUCGGCGCCGGCGGCCGCUGGGCGCAUGUUCCCGUCCCCCAGCGACGCCUGGUCCGGCCUGGCGCUCCUCCGCCCGCGCUCCCCGCCCGCGGCCCGGCGCGGCGGUGGGGCCCCAGGCGGCGACAAGGCGGCGAGGCGCUGGUACAGGGUCAGCGAGCUGCCCGACAGCGAGCUGAUGAGCCUGCGCCGCGUGUCCGGGCCGCCCUGGGCGGCCGCGCAGCAGCCUGCGGAGGCGGAGAGCGGGCCGCGGCGGGGGGCCAGGAGGGCCAUGAGCUUGUCGACGACGAAUGCGCCCGCGCUCGGGCCCCACGCCGACAGGGCCGAGGA